GUGAAACAUACCAGUGCUCGUAAUUUCAAAUGUGAGAUUUGCCAGAAAGCAUACGGAAGGAAGUCUACGUUGAGGCAGCAUUUGAGGAUACACAUCAAUGACCGCAGACGUUCCACAUCCAACAUCAAUCUUAGAGGUGGAACUUCUCGCCCCGUCGUCCGAUGAAAAACCAAUACCUUUUGACAUAUCAACGUCCCCUCUCAAUCAACCUAUAUCACCCGUAACAGCAGAAUCGCAAACAACAAAAAGGUCUUUGAAAGUAGACUCAAAACUAACACGAAGUGUACUUGGAGCAGAAAUGGCUAAACAUGAGCAUAAUUUAGAAAUCGUCUUACGCUACUCUAAUGCGACGCCUAUACGUGGCCACAGCGACGUGGGUUAUAUGUGCUUCUUUUGUCGAAUGGAGUUUCCCAACCCGGACGAUCUCAAAGCACAUACACUAGACUCUCACAGAGAUUUAAUGUAUGAAGAUCAACGACCGCCAAAAUACGAUCACUAUUCGGUAAAACUCGACGUCACGAAUUUAACGUGCCAGUGUUUUACGCGUUUCGAUCACCUGACUGAUUUAAUACACCACUUGCAAGUCGACCAUGACCAACACAUUCACGCCGAGGUUAAAAAUUAUUUCUUGCCUUUUCGAUUCGAUAGCGGCAAGCUAAAAUGUGCGUCAUGCGAAACAGAAUUUGAAGCCUUCAGAAAUGCAGUAGAGCAUAUGAAUAUCCAUUACAGAAAUCACAUUUGUGACGUUUGUGACGCAGGCUUUGUCACUAGAGCUAGUCUGCAAGCACACAAAAGAAUUCAUGUCAAUGGAGAGUAUCAAUGCACGACAUGUCACCAAGUAUACAAUACUAAGGUCAAGUUACACAAUCACGUUCGCUACACCCACCAAGGUCAAGAUAAGAGGAACAAAUGUUCAUAUUGUGGUGAAAAAUUCUCGUGUCUAACAGCGAAGAACAGUCACCUGGUUAAAGAACAUGGAGUUGCUCCCAAGGUAGCCAAGUGCUUGGAGUGUGAUAAAACCUUCGGCAACGACAAGAUCUUACGCAUGCAUUAUAAGUCUUACCAUUUAAAGAUUAAGAACUUUAAAUGUUCAGUUUGUACUAUGGAGUUUUCAAACAGUGGCGGGUUGAAAAGGCAUAUGGUAAAACACACCGGUGCUCGUGAUUACAAAUGCGAAGUUUGUCAGAAAGCGUUCGGAAGGGAGUCUACGAUGAAGCAGCAUAUGAGGAUACACGUUAACGACCGAAGGCACAAGUGCGAGCAUUGCGAAAUGGCAUUCAUCCAAAAAUGCAGCUUAAAAUCGCAUUUAUACUCGAAACACGGAAUCGAAAUGGAAAAAGUAACCGAGGCAGUUAAUAGUACUUCUUGAAUACUUAGUCCAGUCUGUUACUGUGUCAUAAAUUUUACACCUAAGUUGCAAGGAUAUGGUACUCUGAGUUGUUUAAUACACAAUAUUAUAUAUUAUUUUAUAUGAUUGACUUUUUAUUAUCGCCCUAAGCUAAACCUUAACUUAUUUUGCCAUAUAAAUUAGGCAUGGUAAAUAACAAAUAACAAUUGAUGAACGGCAUGCGCACUUUAGCCUCUAAGCAGGUCUAUUAGAAGAGUCGCUUGGAUGGUACAAUGUAUCUAAUUAAAGAAUAUUCACUGCCACGCUUGUAUGUGGCGGUCGUUAAACAAGUAAUUUUAAAUUACGCUAUUAAAACACUGAUACUACAUUUAACACUUUCGAACAUGCGUUAGGUUAGAAGCGUAA
Cydia splendana is the source of this 1753-nucleotide messenger RNA. Its product is annotated as zinc finger protein 62 homolog. Gene Ontology annotation, cellular component: chromosome. Gene Ontology annotation, molecular function: chromatin insulator sequence binding. The coding region runs from base 98 to 1369 and encodes 423 amino acids. Gene Ontology annotation, biological process: regulation of transcription by RNA polymerase II. The transcript has 2 exons. The record is from RefSeq and is a predicted model, not a curated record. Lineage: Eukaryota; Metazoa; Arthropoda; Insecta; Lepidoptera; Tortricidae.